GAAAUAUUUUAAGAAAUUUAAAUACUUUUUACCCAAAUAUAUUUUAAAUAAUGAUGAUGAAAAUAAAAACCAAUAUGCCGCACUUAAAAUAUAUAAUUUGCAUAAUAAGUAUGGAAAUUUUUUAAAAUUGAUCAUUUGUCUACCCUUUAUUUUGAUAACAGUAUUAUGGAUCUUUUUAACCAUAUCUAUAUUCAAUGUUUGCAUGUAUGAUCCAAUAUUAGGAUGUAUAUUACCGCUCGAUUCUAUAUAUUCAAGAUCAUUGUGUGAAAGUGUUAGAUCCAAAAAUUCGAACGAUACCAUUAAAAAACCUGUAUUAAAAAAUAAAGUCUUUUCAUUACCGAAUGAAAAGAAAUUAACCAAAUCUGAAGAUAUAUGUGAUAAUAAUGUGAAUUGUAUUUUUAAAUUUAAUGAGAAACUAAUUAAUGAUUUACAAAAAUAUAAAGUGUCUAAUGAUUAUGACGUACUGGCUUAUGUAAAAAACUGUGCUGUUUAUAAUAAUAAUAAUAAUAAUAAGAAAGAUGAUAUUUUAGAUACAAAAAUUCAUAAUAUAGGAAAAAAUGGAGAAGAUAUUAUUAAGACUAUGGAAAUUAUAUGGUUAGAAUUUAUGGAGAAUGAAAAAGAGAAAUAUUAUUUGUUAAAAGAUCGAUUAUAUAUAUAUAAUAAUAAGUUCAAAAUGCAAAACAAAUAUACUGAUGAAUAUUUUCCAAAGAAAAAAUGGAAUAAUUAUAAUGACCUUAUAUAUAUAGGUUCUAAGGAUCUUGAGGAAAAAUUAAAUAAAAUGUUUUAUGAAUGGUACAAACAAGAGAAUUUAAAUUUAGAGGAAUAUAGAAGAUUAACCGUUAUUUGUAGAACAGGUUGGAAAGCUUUAUAUAAUUAUGUGGAAAACACUUGUAAGCAAAUUAUUCAUGCUGAUUUGGAUAUAAUUAAAAACAAAAAGGAAUCCAACAUGAAUAAAGGUUUAUAUAAUAAUGAAUAUAAAAGUAAUGGUAAAAAUAUACCUUUUAAUACCUCAUCUUCUAUUGUUAACCAAAAAUUAUAUAAUUCUUUUGGAAAAUUUGAGGAUCCUAUGUGCUUUAAUUAUGAAUACAGUCUCACGACUGCAUCUUAUAUUGAUGAAAACAAAUCCGAUUCAUCCAUUGAAAUUGAAGAAGAAAAUGUAAACUAUAAUAAUAAAAUGGGUAAACGCAAAAAUUUAGUAGAAUCACAAAUUGUGGACAAAUCGAAUAAUAUAGAAGAGAGUGAAAAUGUUGAAUAUUUAAAAAAUAAUAAAAAAAUAGGAGAUGAUGAAAUGUUACAAGAUUAUGAAGAAGAAAAAUUAAAAAAGAAAAAGUGGACUGAAAAGGAGGAGCAAACAAAAAAAGUAAAUCAUUCCGAAAAAGUAAAUCAUUCCGAAAAAGUAAAUCAUUCCGAAAAAGUAAAUCAUUACGAAAAAGUAAAUCAUUACGAAAAAGUAAAUCAUUACGAAAAAGUAAAUUAUUCCGAAAAAGUAAAUCAUUCCGAAAAAGUAAAUCAUUCCGAAAAAGUAAAUCAUUCCGAAAAAGUAAAUUAUUCCGAAAAAGUAAAUCAUUCCGAAAAAGUAAAUCAUUGCGAAAAAGACGAUGAACGAAACAACUUCAAAAAAAACAAUGAUGUAUUAGAAAUUAUGGAUAUAAUAAGAUAUGAAUCUUCAGAUGAACCAGAGGAUUCUAAAAAUAUUGGUAAAAAAAAAAAGAAAAAAAAAAACAUUUUCAAAAAUUUUGAAAACGUGGCAAAUUCAUGUGGAAGUAAGAAUUUUAAAAAGGUAUUUUCUAGAAAUAAAUAUACUUUAGAAGAAGAAGUUAAUUCCGUUUGUAAAGAUGGAUUUAAUAAAAAAAAGGUAUUGAUAAAAGUAAAUAUGUUGUCCAAUUCUGAUGAUAAUACUUGUAUUAGUGAUGAUAAUUCUGAUACCUGUGUUGAUAGGACAUAUUAUGAUUUAUUAAAUGUUGAACCGGAUGCAAGUUUCGAUGAAAUUAAACAUAGUUAUCGUAAGUUAGCCUUACAGUAUCAUCCAGAUAAAAAUAUAAAUGAUCCUGAAGCAAAUGAGAAAUUUCAAAAAAUAAAUGAAGCUUAUCAAGUGUUAAGUGAUGAAAACCGAAGAAAAAUGUAUGAUGAAGGUGGAAUGAAAGCUACAGAAAAUAUGUUUUUUAUUGAUGCAGCUACCUUUUUUACGAUGAUAUAUAGUUCAGAAAAACUUAAUAAAUAUAUUGGUAUUUUAAAAAUAACAACCUUUGUUCAAAUAUUAUAUGAAAACAAAAUAUCUGGUGAUAAAUUAGAUAAUUUCAAAGAUUUAAUACAAAAUGUCUUAUUGAACGAUCAAAUUAAAAGAGAAGUUGAAUUAGCUGUUUUAUUAAAAGAGAGAUUACAACCUUAUGUCGAUGGGGAUGAAAAUUGGGUUGAUAAUAUGAGAAAAGAAAUUAAAGGAUUAUUAGAUUCUUCCUUUUCCGAAUCUAUUUUAUAUUCUGUAGGAUGGGUAUAUAAAAAUAUAUCUAGUACAUAUAUAAAAAAAAUGAAAAGUAUUUUAGGUUUAAAAGCAGUGGGAGGACAUAUGCAAGCUUAUUUAAGGUGUGCAGAGAAUAUAUAUAUGGGAAAGCAAGCAUUUAAUAAAAUUCUUCAAAGUUUUAACUUACUUUCUGGUUUAGAAGGUGAGGAGCUUAGUAUGAAAUUAGGAGAUAUAAUAUGUGAUGCUUUAAGAUUAAUGUUGUGGGAUAUAGAAUCAACAGUUAAAGAUGUAGCUAAGCGGGUUCUACGAGAUAAAGCAGUAUGUAGAAAAAUUAGAUUAAAAAGGGCAGAAGCUAUGUUAAUAUUAGGGAAUUUAAUGCUAGAGAUAUCUGGUAUUAGUGGUAUUGAUUUUAUACAAUAUAAAAUGGAUGGAAUGAAAGUUAUAGAAAGUGCAUUAAUGAAAUCAAUACAUUUUAGUGAAAAUCCCGAGGAAAAUUAA
Plasmodium reichenowi is the source of this 2956-nucleotide messenger RNA. Its product is annotated as DnaJ protein, putative. The annotation marks the transcript as partial. NCBI's taxonomy places the organism in Eukaryota, Apicomplexa, Aconoidasida, Haemosporida, Plasmodiidae. The record is from RefSeq and is a predicted model, not a curated record. The transcript has 2 exons.